This is a messenger RNA of Momordica charantia (bitter melon), 1234 nucleotides long. RefSeq names its product ATP-dependent RNA helicase. NCBI's taxonomy places the organism in Eukaryota, Viridiplantae, Streptophyta, Magnoliopsida, Cucurbitales, Cucurbitaceae. Gene Ontology annotation, molecular function: protein binding. The record is from RefSeq and is a predicted model, not a curated record.
AGCUCCGGCAUUCUUUUUGGUAAUGAGCGGAUCACUCGGCCCAAAAGAAAAAAGGGAAAAAUCUCACGCUCCAACCGACGUGUUUUCUGUUCAGCGGUUGGCGGGCGAUUGGGGUUAUGCGCGCGUGGGGCUCAUCCGUUUUCUUUUCGUUGAUGACACGUGGCAUGCUAUUCGGUUGCUACAGUUCGGAAUCUGUGGGUCCCAGUGGAGAUAUUCUCAACAACUCCCACGCGCACUCACGACGGCUUCGGCUGGCUUGACCCGUCUUGGUUUUGUUGUAUUCUAUAAUUCAUUUCUCAUCCGAUGGCAUAACACAACACAACACAGCCUUCGUUCUUUUUCUUUCUUCCGUUGAUCUUCUUCUUCUUCUUCCUCCUCCAGAUGAAAUCUCCGGAUAUGGCGGCGAUUACUGAUUCUCUGGAGCAGUCUUUCCGUAACUUCUCCCUCAAUCAUCGCCUCUCCUCGGCUGCCGCGGCCUCCGCCGCAAGGCCCCGGAGGUCCUCCUCCUCUUCCUCUUCACCUUCUUCUUCCGACGACGAACAUCAUCGCUUCGACACAACCUUGGAACUCAACUCUCACAUCUCCCUCCCUCCUUUCUGGGAACAAUGCCUCGAUUUAAAGACAGGGGAAGUGUACUACAUCAACUGCCGGACCGGGAUGAGAGUAAAGGAAGAUCCUCGGACGGCGGAAGCAGACGGCGGAGACUCUUCGUACUACUCGGAAGACGAGGAGGGGAGCUCGUCGGACGACGGCGGGAGCGAGGAGUCGUGUUGUUCGUCGUCGUGCGGUGGUAGGAGAAAGCAAAACGAGGAGGACGUGCUGGUGGUGGCCGGAUGCAAGAGAUGCUUCAUGUACUUCAUGGUGCCGAAGCAGGUGGAAGAUUGCCCCAAAUGCAGCAGUCUUCUUGUUCAUUUCGAUCGCUCCGACGAUAAUGGCUUCCCAUGAGAGAGCCAACCACAUUUCCAAAAUCAAACUGUAUUUGGUAUUUGGGUUAACCUGACAAAAUCAUUGAUUCUUUUUCCUUCGAUAUUAUUGAUUGGGUGCAAACUGCAAAGGGCGAACGGAGUUUUAAUUUCUUUUGCUCGUCAUUAAUUAAUUUCCUCGGUAUAACAUCUCUCUGUAGAGUGUAGUUUAAUUAAUUUGUUGUCGUUGUUGUGGUUUUCCUUAUGGAUUGGAAGUUUUUAUUGAAAAGAAAAAAGGAAAUGAAAAGAAUCUUGUGAUGGGGGUUCUGCCA